Messenger RNA from Poeciliopsis prolifica (blackstripe livebearer), 542 nucleotides. It is a transcript of the gene insb, whose product is annotated as preproinsulin b. Gene Ontology annotation, molecular function: hormone activity. The transcript is spliced from 3 exons. Lineage: Eukaryota; Metazoa; Chordata; Actinopteri; Cyprinodontiformes; Poeciliidae. The record is from RefSeq and is a predicted model, not a curated record. The coding region runs from base 98 to 433 and encodes 111 amino acids. Gene Ontology annotation, cellular component: extracellular region.
UAGAGAUGUUCUCUGCACCUUGCAAUCCAGGCCCUUUUCAUCCGUGACCACCAGCUGCUCUACCGCUUCCUGCAACACAGGUGGUCCCCCCUCCUAUAUGGCCAGGGUACCAUGGACAUUCUCCAUGCUGUUUCUGCUUGUGCUCCACUCUCCAGGGGCCUCGCUGGCCCCAAACCAGCACCUGUGUGGCUCUCACCUGGUCGACACCCUCUACCUCAUUUGUGGGGAGCGAGGAUUUUACUACAGCGCGAACCGAGUCCACAAGCGGGACCAGGACACUCUGCUUGGGCUCCUGGCGAAAAGGGCCGGAAUGGAGGAGCGGCGGUGGAGGGCCCAGUCUGCCCGUGACGAGCCCAAGGUGAAGAGAGGCAUUGUGGAGCGAUGCUGCCACAAGCCGUGCAGCAUCCACCACCUGGAGGACUACUGCAACUGACCACUCCGCGACCGGCGCCACUCGUAGCUUGUAAAGAAGGUCCGGAAGUCAAUUUCUGUCCCCGACGCUCGCUGGCUAUGUCUUAUCAAGUGAGGGAAAUAAAGCUUCA